AUGUUUGUGGGAAGUCCUCUUAGAGCUGCCAUGGAAAGAACUCAAGAACUCUAUUCCAAUGAUGAGCAGAGCAUAGAAGAAAACCUACCAGCUCAAGAAGAAAUGAAUACCACCGUGGAAAUCGAAUCAUCGUCCAUACCUCAAUCAAAGAAUCACAAGAGGUGGCUUCAUAUCUCCAUUUAUGUAUUCUUUGUCCUCUCCUGCCAAGCACUAGCUACAAUUCUUGGUAGAUUGUACUACGAAAAUGGUGGUAAGAGCACAUGGAUGGGAACACUUGUCCAACUCAUAGGCUUCCCUGUUCUGUUUCUCUUCCGCUUCUUCUCCCAAAUCAAAGCCCCCAAAUCAACAGAUACAACAACUUCCAUCCAGUUUCCUUCUUUCACCACUCUUGGAUCAGUUUACAUUAUCACUGGACUGUUAGUCUCUGCUAACUCUUAUAUGUCUUCCAUUGGUUUACUCUACUUACCAGUUUCUACUUUCUCACUCAUCUUGGCCUCACAAUUAGCCUUCACUGCCUUCUUCUCAUACUUCCUAAACUCACAAAAGUUCACACCUUUCAUUGUAAAUUCUCUGUUUCUCCUCACCAUUUCCUCUGCUCUCCUUGUGGUCAACACCGAGUCUCAAAACACAACAAACGUUUCAAGAGUAAAAUAUGUUAUAGGGAUCAUAUGCACCAUUGGUGCUUCUGCUGGGAUUGGUCUGCUUCUAUCUCUUGUACAGCUGAUCCUCAGGAAGGUUUUAAAGAAGCACACAAUCUCAACGGUCAUGGAUUUGGUCGCUUACCAGUCUCUAGUUGCAAGUUGUGUGGUUCUCAUAGGACUUUUUGCGAGUGGAGAGUGGAACACUUUGACCAGUGAGAUGAGAAGCUACAAACUUGGGAAAGCGCCAUAUGUUAUGACUUUGGUCUCUAUAGCUAUAUCUUGGCAAGUCUACACCAUUGGUGUUGUGGGGUUGAUCUUUGAGUCAUCUUCUGUGUUCUCUAACUCUAUAACUGCUGUUGGAUUGCCUAUAGUUCCGGUAGUAGCAGUGAUUGUUUUCCAUGAUAAAAUGAAUGCAUCAAAGACCUUCUCCAUCAUUUUAGCUAUGUGGGGCUUCAUUUCAUUUGUUUAUCAGCACUACCUCGACGAAAAGAAGAUUAGCCAUACAAAUCCUGUAGAAGUUACUCGUCUACCGGUUGAGGAAGGUCACAGAGACAUUCAAAUAGUAUGA
Messenger RNA from Microthlaspi erraticum, 1209 nucleotides. The record is from the annotation of a GenBank genome assembly. Lineage: Eukaryota; Viridiplantae; Streptophyta; Magnoliopsida; Brassicales; Brassicaceae.